GGCUGCCGGGAGCCGUAGUCCGGGCAUGCGCGGGAGGGCGGGGCUGGGCCGGGGCGGUGGCAGUGGGGAGCGGAACGGAGCGUGGAGCUGCUCUCAGGGUCGGAUCCGGCAGGGCGUGACACAGCCUGUGCUCUCCCGCGGGCGCGGCAUGGCGGCGAGCACGGGCGGCGGGACGGCGGCGGCGGCAGGGGAGCCGGCGCACGCGGUGUCGCUGCUGCGGGGGCUGAGCGCGCUGCGAGCGGAGCGGAGCCUCUUGGAUGUGACGGUGGUGGCGGGCGGCCGGGAGUUCGGGGCGCACCGCGCCGUCCUGGCCGCCGCCUCCGGCUACUUCCGCGCCAUGUUCGGCGGGGCGCUGCGGGAGGCACGGGCCGAGCGGGUACGGCUGCACGGCGUGGAGCCCGAGUGCCUGGCACGCCUCCUCGACUUCGCCUACACCGGACGGGUGGGCGGGCUGGGCCCCGACAUCGCCGAGCGCCUGCUGCGCGCCGCCGACCUGCUGCAGUUCCCCGCCGUCAAGGAGGCCUGCGGCGCCUGGCUGGCGCGCCAGCUGGAGCCCGCCAACGCCCUGGACAUGCAGGACUUUGCCGAGGCCUUCGCCUGCCCGGCGCUGGCGGCCGCGGCCCACCGCUUCGUCCUGCGGCACGUGGGCGAGCUGGGAGCCCAGCUGGAGCGGCUGCCGUUGCCGCGCCUGCUCUCCUACCUGCGGGACGACGGGCUCUGCGUCCCCAAGGAGGAGGCUGCCUUCCAGCUGGCGCUGCGCUGGGUGCGUGCCGACCCCGCCGCUCGCGCCCCGCUGCUGCCCCAGCUCCUGGCCCAUGUCCGCCUGCCCUUCGUGCGCCGCUUCUACCUGCUGGCCCACGUGGAGGGCGAGCCGCUGGUGGCCCGCUGCCCGCCCUGCCUGCGCCUGCUGCGCGAGGCCCGCGACUUCCAGGCCGCCCGCCUCGACCGCCACGACCGGGGGCCCUGCGCCCGCAUGCGGCCCCGGCCCUCCACCGGCCUGGCUGAGAUCCUCGUCCUCGUCGGUGGCUGCGACCGCGACUGCGACGAGCUCGUCACCGUUGACUGCUACAACCCGCGCACCGGCCACUGGCGCUACCUGGCUGAGUUCCCCGAGCACCUGGGUGGGGGCUACAGCGUCGCCGCGCUGGGCAACGACAUCUAUGUCACUGGGGGAUCGGACGGCUCGAGGCUGUACGACUGUGUCUGGCGGUACAAUUCCAGCGUGAACGAGUGGACGGAGGUGUCUCCCAUGCUGAAAGCCAGAGAAUACCACAGCUCCACGGUCCUGGACGGGCUGCUGUACGUGAUCGCCUCCGACAGCACGGAGCGCUACGACCACUCAGUGGACGGCUGGGAGGCCCUGCAGCCCAUGCUCUACCCCAUGGACAACUGCUCCACCACCUCGUGCCGCGGCAAGCUGUUUGCCAUAGGCUCUCUGGCUGGCAAGGAGUCCAUGGUCAUGCAGUGCUACGACCCCGACAGCGACCUCUGGUCCCUGGUCAACUGCGGCCACCUGCCUCCCUGGUCCUUCGCCCCAAAGACCGUCACUCUCAACGGCCUCAUGUACUUCAUCAGAGACGACUCAGCUGAAGUGGAUGUUUACAAUCCAGCAAAGAAUGAAUGGGAUAAAAUCCCUGCCAUGCUUCAGGUGCAUGUUGGGGGGAGCGUGGCUGUGCUCGGCGGGAAGCUCUACGUCUCCGGUGGCUACGAUAACACGUUUGAACUCUCGGACGUCCUGGAAGCCUACGACCCCGAGACACGAACGUGGAGCGUGGUGGGCCGACUCCCCGAGCCCAUCUUCUGGCAUGGCAGCGUCAGCAUAUUCCGGCAGUUUAUGCCAGAAACCACGCAGGAGGAUGACAGCAUCACGCUCGACAACACCAUCAACUUGAACAGGCAGCAGCAAAACCUUCACAACCAGAACCUCAACGAGCUUCGUUAGCGGGGGAAGGCGUUAUCCCCCGGCUCGAGGCGAGUUCGUUAUCCAGAACCAGUGUUGCUUUGAGAGAAGACAGAGGCAAACGGGUGCUUGGAAAAAAAAAAUGUACUGAUCAUAGAGGGAGUGAAAACUCUGAAAGCUUGACGUGCUGCUGCGGAGCCGUGGCCGGCAAACAGCGAGGCCUCGCUGCGGCCUACCUCGGCCCUUCUCGGGCGCGGGAGGAGGCGGCGCGCGGCCCCCAGGGGGGACCCGAACUCUGAGGAGAGCAGGCGCGUCGAACGUCACCACCGCACCACAGCUUACAGCCUUUCACCGGGAGCUCCUUCACCCCGUAACACCUCGUUUGCCUCCAAACUCCUUUCUUUGCUUUCUUUUUUGGGAGGGCUCUGUCUGGUGGGACGGUGGUCUGGACCCCCACCUCUGUUCUGUGCCUCGGAGGAAGACGGACCUCCUGCACACGUCUUCCUCUGCAUGGUUAGAGGGGGGAGAGGCCUUCCCACGAGGGCUGGAGGUCUGUUAGUGGUGAGAGGUGAACAUGAGAACGUGGCCCUUCCUGCCCUGUCGCCAUGGUCCUUGGCUCCCGUUCAUGCCUUCAGAAGGAACAGACGUCCCGUAGCAGGGAUCUCGCUUUGUCUAACUUCAGCUCUGCCUGUAUUUUGCUGGGGCUUUUUUUAAGUUGCAGCAUUUAAACUUCUGUAGGUGUUUUCCAGCCCUUCCUAGCAGAGGAAGUUUUUCCUUCUAAGAAGAAACACCUUUCAUCUUUUAACUGCAUUCGCACAGCUAGACUGUUUUUGUUUCUGACCACCCCUGCGGCAUCCUCCUUUAGGGGAGGGGAGAAGCCAGCAGCCCUUGGCUGGCCCGAGGAGCGAUUCCUGGGGCUGGCUGCUGCUGCCCUCGCGGGGAGGAGCCGUUCUCCCUCCCGCUGGCACCGGGCUCCUUGGUAGCAGGGCUGAACUACACAGCAAAAACUGCUGCUUGUGGCGAGGGCUGUUUGCUGUCGCUUCUCCUGCGCUGAGCUCUCAGCCGGCGUGCUGGGUUGGGCAGAUCGGCCCCAUGCAGCAAGGGCAAGCUUUUGUUUCUUCACCACUUUAAAGGAGCUAAGUUGGCAUUGUACUAUUUUAGAAAAAACAAGAAAAAAAAGUACUGGGAAAGGUGAGUGCAGCUUCCUCAAGGGAUUCACUGCAUGCUUGCAGAACUGCUGGCAGUGUUUAGGUACGUUGAUGCAGAAUUGCUUUCAAAUGCAUCACUUUGUGUGAAGGAACCCACCGGACCUUCGGAGGGGUCUCGUGCCUGUCACGCCUCUGGUUGCAGGAGCUCUUGGGAUUUGGGCAAUUGGAAAAUGCUGCUGAGGUGUUUUGGCAAAGGUUGUAGGAGUUAGCCGGAGUGUUGCAGAUUGAGAGGUAGUUAUUUUAGGGUUUUUUUUUUUCUUCUUUUUGUUUGGGGUUUGCUGGGUUUUUUUGCCUGUGUAAGAUUUGCCUUCAUACUCGCCCGAGUGACCUAGCUAGCUUGGGCUGUAUUUCCUCUAUCUACCUUAGCUGAAGAGGAGCUGUGUGCAGUUUACUCGCGGAACAUUUCUUGAACAAGCAAAUGGCUAAAACUGGUACAGCUCGCCCAAAAACGAGCGUUGCACCUUUGGGAAAACUGUAAAGCAUGGUAACGGCUGAAGCGUUGGCUGGAUGUGUUCGCUUUUUCCAUCUUUCGUUUUUAACCAAUAGGAAACAAAAUUUGCAUUUCAACUUAAUUCAGAGAUGGGAAGCCUGUCUACUUGACUGCAGGCCUCCUGGCUUGCCCUUGGAUUGAGUAGUGUUGGAGCCCCAUCUCCACAUCAGCUCUUCACAGCUUUAAAAAUAUCUGGUUUGCCUUGAAUGCUGUUUUAUGCCUUGCUCCUCAGCUGUGAACUUGGGAAAGCCCUUCACAAGAUCUGGGCUGUUCUCCAAGUCUGAAACUGACAGUGCCUUGAACCUGCCGCGUGCGGGAUUGCGGAGGGGCCCUGCCCAGCCGCGGCAGCAACUCGGUUUAAAACCCUCCCUGGCGCUGCUGGGGUGCGGUGGGGCCCCCCUUGGGCGGAGGAGCCGGGGGGGAGGGGGGGGAAUGCGCGGGGGCCCGUGAUUUGGGGUGGCUCUUUUGUUCCUGGGAGUAACAGCCGCAUCCCGCUGUGCCGACCCGCGAGGCCAAAGCAGCCCAUGCCCCGGGGAGAGCCGGCGCGCGCCGCGCAGCUGAACUCGCGUUGCAGACUGAAGUAUUUCUGCUGACCUAUAAAUAGUACACACACCCCGUCUCAGACUGUAGUGCUCGCUGCUGGAUCUGCCACCCCCAAACUCCCCAACCGCUGAACAGUUACGGAUCUGUAUUUAUUUUUUGUAAAAUUCAUUGUGUCCAAAUCUCUGAGUACAGUUUAAAUACCGUCCUUUGAAACAAAGGCAUUUUACAUUUACAGAUAAUGUAUUUUUAUUCUCCUAGUUUGUUUUUAAAUUUACUUGCAGCA
Molecule: messenger RNA, 4424 nt
Organism: Tyto alba (common barn owl)
Lineage: Eukaryota; Metazoa; Chordata; Aves; Strigiformes; Tytonidae
Gene: KLHL21
Product: kelch like family member 21
Exons: 5
Coding region: 26-1942 (638 amino acids)
Molecular function (GO): protein binding
Source: RefSeq, a predicted model, not a curated record